Messenger RNA from Ceutorhynchus assimilis (cabbage seed weevil), 5436 nucleotides. The record is from the annotation of a GenBank genome assembly. Lineage: Eukaryota; Metazoa; Arthropoda; Insecta; Coleoptera; Curculionidae.
GAGCGAUGUCCAACGGGGAAACUUCCGUGUUUUUUUUUUUAUAUUAUAUUAGAAAUAUUUAGAUUUUGAUGAAUUUGUGAGUUUUAUAUAGCGAUUAUAUCAAUCGGGAGUUUGUUAGUUUAAACAUAUCGUAGGAAAUUUAAGGAAAAAUCGGUGAAAUAUUGCAGUCGUACAACACUUUGGUGCUUUUGAAGCAUGUAAAAUGGGACUUUGCAUUUAAAACUGUGCGACAAUCGAACAAAAAUGAGCACCCACAAGGGAAACUAUCAAGCUAUCAAGGCUUCCGAAUACGAGGUGACAACAAAGAGGCACAACACAAAAGACGGAGUGCAUUUGAACAAUUUGUGGUCGAUUUGGUACGGCAUCAUAUGCUCGGUUUUACAAGGAUAUCUUGCCUAUAGAUGUUUAAAGGAAAUACUGGGCUAUUCCAUAUUACAAUGGCCCGAUGGACUGCCAUAUCUGGAGCUCAACUGUAGCUUAGGCUUAAACGGAGCUGUCUUUCUACUUUUACCAAUAUUUUUCACUGUUACAAUUCUAAAGAUUGGAAAUCUGGCAAAUGAUGGCUACAAACUUGGUCGGCAGACAUCUACUUGCAGCAGAGAGCCUACAGAUGCUUUGGCUGUAAGCGGAGGCUGUGGGCUGUUUCGUUAUGGGGGUCCUACAGCUCCUUUCAUACACAUUGCUAUUGCAUUCUGUUUACUCAUACCUAGAUUACUUAUGGAAGCUAAGCUCAUUCAAGCUGGAUUUUUGCCUCAAGAUUACGUCUGGCACACCGAUUUGGACUUUCUUGUCCUACACAAAAACAAAUCUCUUGUCUUGAGUUUUGUAAGGCCAACUGAUAGUGCUUCGGCCAGUCCUGUGAUGUCCCUAAAUCUAUUGGCCGAAAAGUUUUACGGGCCUGGAAUGAUGACGUUUUCUGGUGCAAACGUGACUCACACCGUCAUGAAGACUUUAAAGGAUAUUAUUGGACAUGAGGCUAGAAAUUAUGAUAGGAAAGAAUCUGGUGGAAUAUGGGACUCUUCAAUAUCACUUGAGUUCAUAAACCUAGUACUGGCAUUGGUAAUUUACUCAGUACGUUACCCAGCACUAUUCUGGUCUGCCAACAAAUGCCUAGGACUACUAUUUUCGUUUUUGCUUUUCAUAAACGGCCUUCACAUUGUUUUAUCGUUUGCUGGCAUCAGCAUUUUAUACAAAAUCCACGUGACCAAUUUGUGGACAUCGAUGCCCCUACUCCAACAAGCCUUGCCAAGGCUUUACAAUAACUUCAACAAGUUGACUCCGUUUUUGCUCAAUGCUGAAGUCACAUUUGGAUUGUACAUGUUAUCCACAUUAUUGAUUCUGGCUAGUAGCGUUGUCAUGUACUUUUAUGGACAUACCAGAUUCACGUCAUUUAUCAAUCAUCAACGUGAUACUAAGCUGAUAACCUUGCAAGGGUCAGCUAGUAAUGCUUGGGUCUACUUUACACAUUGUGCAGCGUUUUCAGUUUUAAUUUCAAUCGGGAUUUCUAAUGCUCCUUUGCUGCACGACUACACAAUUAUUUACCGAGGAAGUUUCAAUGAUAUCUCGUUGAUUUGCAUUAUUUAUGUUGUAUUUCAUUUGACUUUUUGGAUUUGUAUUUGGUUGUUUUUGACUUUUAAAGACCAAUGGGAUUUUAAAAUAAGAAUAUCGUUUGGUGAAGCUAUAAUAAGACGCUCUCGUUCCAUGCGUUUAGUUCAAGGUAAUUCCAAUAUUAAUACAGAAGAUCCUUCAACAGGACAACAGCCACUUUUGAUCAUUGGCAAUGGGAAAACUUACACCGUUACAGAUGUUUCUCCUAAAAAGGCAAUCAUGGAUGUUUUACAGAAAAAUGGCUCUAUUAAAACAUCCAAGAGUAAAGGUUCUAUGACGACAAAUGACGACAUCAGCGAAGGUAUUUACUGGCACAGGCCCGCUCUGGACGUUGCCAGGUCUCAAUCGAAAUCCAAAUGUUUUCCAUGGUUCAAAAUGAAAUCGAAACAAAAGGUCGUUUUCGAUGAGCUAUCCAGUACGUCAGCUAAUCGAAAUAAAUCAAAAAUAAGAAACAGCGUGAUUCCUGGUAUAGAUGAAGAUGACGGAGAUUAUGCUACCCUUAGAGAAUUACCCUUGGCACCUAUAUUAGCCAACAAGCGAAAUAUUACUGACGAUAAUGUCAGCGAAGAAGGAAAGCUACUCUCAUGCCUUCAAGACGAAGAUAUCACAUACGCAAACACCAGCCAGGAUUUCAAUCCUCCUGAAUCAGCUUGUCUACUAGAACCCAUAGUAAUUCAUAACGAUUACGCUGCACAGGUAUCUUCCACUUCAGAAACCACCCAUAAUCGUCACAGAAUCCUCCGUUCCGAUUCGGGAAUAUUAACCCACGAAGAAUUCACUGCAAGAUCCGAUUCAAUAAGUACCGAGUGUUCGGUUUCACCUCCCGAACCACCUGGAAGCAGCCACAGCGAAGCUUCAAGCGGAGUACACUCAAACGAGAGCAAUGAAACUUCAAUUUUGAAGCAACAAAAUGACGAUUCACAAGCCACCAAUUCCGGCUCUGGAUCAGUCAAAUCUAAUCCGGAAAGUACUGUUGUUAUUAGGCGAAAAUCUAUUAGGCCUAAUCCAAAUGAAGGAGUUUCAGAAGCUAUUCUAAAAGAAGACCCUUAUGGAAGAGCUACAAACAUGCGUAUGACUUCAUUUAUGGACACCAAAGGUAUUCUGAUUCAAUCUUCUUCGGCUACUUUGCCUCAUUAUCCGACACAGCCCAGCGUGCAAAAUAUGUUUUCGAAUAAUUGCUCAACAAUGCCGUUGCCUCAACAUACUUCCGGCAACAUUCCGCAAUCAAUUACAAAUGGAAACAGUUGUAAUGUUUAUCCUAAUCGACCGCACACAACAAUACCGACUCAUUUAAAUGGUAUCAAAAUUGUACCAAGCAACGGAAUUCAAACAGCAGUGAAACGACUUUCUGGAACGAAACUGGAACCGAUUUAUACUAAAAUCAAUAGAGCAACUAAUCAAGUUUGUCAUUAUACUACCAAUGGGCAUUCGUAAAUUGUUUUAGGUUUUGAAAAAAUGAGGUUGAAGGAUUGAGCUUCCCUAUGAAGAAGGUUUGUGCGAUUCUGAGUGAAACAUUUUUUGUUUAAUAUUAAUAAUAUAAAAUAUAAUGAGGUAGCUUAGUGAAAUAGGUACUGGAUACAAAGAAGUAAUUUUUACGCAUAAUGAUUAAAUAAGUUGGCACUUUUGCGAGAUACUCAAGACAAUAAACAAUAAUAUUUUAGACUGAUAUGUAUCUACGAACAAAGAGCAUACUUAAUAUACCUCGUUAGUAUUAAUAUUCUGAGCUGCCUAUCAAAUUCUGCAAGGGCAGCUUUUUGUCAAACAAUUUAAAAUGUAGCAGCGAAUAUUUCAAUGAUUCGAAAUUUGUUCUAUAUAGGUACUCAUCGAGUAACAAACUGCCAAAAAGGAAACGUAAAAAUUAAGCCUAGAUUGUCUUAUUAGGUAGGUACAGUUGCUCCCGAUUAUUUGAUUAAAUUAGGUACAGGUACUUCAAGACAUUUUCAGAGAAGUGAAAAUCGACAAACCCUGAAAUAUUCAGAUGUAGGUAUAACCGGCUCUUUCAGAGCUAAAAUUUGACAGGAAUGCGUGAAAAUCUAAUUCCCGGUUCCUCUUGAGCUGAAAUUGAAAUUUAGGGAAGUAAACUGAAAUUUCCAGACAUUAUAAAGUUAAACUGCAAGUAAAGUAUUUUUAAAAAGGUAAUUUUUGUCCAUCUCAGAGAAGCUCGAAAUUCCUGUAACAGCAACAAGCUCUUCUAGAGCUACAAUUUGAAUUAUGCCAAAAUCUCAACCUAAGAAAAUUUGAAAGGACCCCGCACACCUCUUAUGGGUAUUUGGUUUUCUGUCAAACUCAAUGAAAUUUUGAUGUGUAAGACCUUGACUUCUUGAUAAAAAGUUCUCAUGGGCCCGAACCAAAUCCUAUGAUUAGUUUUUGAGAUACAGGUACUUUAAUGUCCACUAUAUUUUGACCUCCCACUUGGAGGGGUAAUUACAGGUGCUACAAAAAAAAGUUCAUUACAAAAAUUCUUCAAUUUGAAGCAAAAAAUUCAAAUUUGAUAUAAUUAUUUAUACAGGGUGUUCCAGAAGCGGUCCACAGCUCUUAACUUGAAAUUUAUAAAUUGGAUGAAAUACAGGGUUUUCAUUUGAUUUUUAGAUUCUACGUUCAAUUCUAAGACAUUUUUUUAUAAAAUAGAACUAUCUUAUCUUUUACCGUUUUCGAGAUAAAGGCAUAGAGAUUUUGUGGGGAAAAAAAAUAAAUUAUCGUGAUAAAUAUAGAUUGUAUGGAAAUUGUUGCGUUAGUUCAAUAUUCAAGUAACCUACUUAUAAAUGAAAAAAUCUACAACAAAAAUAACCGAUAAACUACAAAAAUUGUUCAAAAUGACACAUAAUGUUGAACGACUUUAAAUGUUCUUUCUUUCACAAUUUUCCGUACUUUUCAAAGAUUCGAUUAAAGGCGUUUUCCCGAGGCAAAAAUAAAAUAAACUCUUCGCAAACUUUAUUUGGACUGACUCAUUAGGUACUGUAGACUUUAACUCAAACUGUACUGAACUUAAAACUGAUGAUCUCAACUGAUCCUCCACUUCUUAAACCGCUGUAUUUAUAUGUUUCGUCCCCCCAAAAUUCCUAAUUUCAUCAUUCAUUUAGAAAAUGAUGCAAUCUGUUCGAAAUUUUUGUCAUUUCUUUGUUCAAAACCGAAUAAUUAAGUCGCAAUUUCCUGGUUUAUCGGGGUCAACAGAUUUCCUAUAAGAAUGUCACAUAUAAAUCAAAGAAGACCUACACACGUGCGCCAUAAAUCACCGAUUUAAUUACUUUGGCCUCGCUUUUAAUAUUCUUAUGGAUUUGUUUAGAUGAUGACUAAAUAAUAAGAAAUUAAACGUUUUUAAGAUAUUUUAAUUAAUCUGGGUUAAUUUUUAUUGGUUUCAUUUUCAAUUUAUUGAUACUGAUGUUAAUUAUUUAGAGAUUCAGUUUUUGAUUAUUUGAUUACAUUUAAUUUUUACAGUAAAGACAUUGUCUAGUUUCCUGGGUGAUUACACACCCAUAAGUUCCGCAAUAAUCCACUCUUUUGUACUUGAAUAACUUGUCACAUAUAUUACUAGUUUGGUAAAGUAACAUUACUAAUUCCUGUUAAAAGGCAAAUUGACAAAAAGUGAAUGAUCUUACAAAUUCUGAUUUUAAAUAAUAAGUUAUUGUUCAAGUACAAAUGAGUGGAUUGUUGCGGAAUUUAUGGGUAGACCUCUGCGGGACGAGCGCAGCGAGUUCCGCAGCCAUCUACUCACCAAUAUACUGUUGAACUAUUCAAAUAAGACACUCACCUGAAACGUGUAGUUUUUGAACUAAUGAGAAUAACUGACAUUUGAGUGAGUCACGUUAGUAUCGUACUUGAACAACAUAU